UUGUAAACUGUGGGCUGCAGUCUGAGUGACUACACUUUGAAAACUGCGCUCUUUAUUUACUCAUUUGUAGUUAUGGAUUGCUGUGUUGGAUCUGUGUUAUUCUACUUUGUAUUACUUUAUAUGCUCAUUCACUUGCUUGUUUUCUUCUUCGCGGAUGCAGAUUUCACGUUACUGUGGGCUAGUCUGUUCGGACGUAAAUCAGAGGUGAAGCUGAAAGGUCAAGUGGUGUGGGUCACAGGAGCCUCCAGUGGCAUCGGGGAGGAACUAGCCUACCAGCUGGCUCGUUGCGGCUCGCGCCUCAUACUGUCCGCUCGCCGCGAGGAUGAGCUGAAGAGGGUGAAGCGGCAAUGCUUAGAGUCCACAGGUCUCAAAGAUGAGGACAUUCUUGUUCUUCCUCUGGAUUUGUUGGAGAGAACAAGUCAUGAAGCCAAAGCCCAAGCUGCAAUUGGACACUUUGGACAAAUUGACAUCCUGAUUAACAACGGUGGGCGAAGCCAGCGCUCUUUGUUCCUAGAUACGAGUGUCGACGUUUACCAGGCUUUGAUGGAGCUCAACUUCCUGGGUACCGUGUCCCUUACUAAGCAGGUGCUGCCUCACAUGACGCGGCGCGGAACUGGCAGCAUCGUGACUGUCAGCAGCGUGCUGGGUAUUGCCGGGGGGCCACUGGCGUCGGGAUACGCUGCCAGCAAACACGCGCUUCAGGGUUUUUUUAAUUCCCUCCGGACCGAGCUCUAUGACUACCCUAACAUACUCAUCAGCACAGUCUGUCCAGGGCCAGUACAAUCAUUCAUAGUAGAAAAUGCCUUCACUGAAGAUCUGAACAAGCCCAUGGCUUCAGCUGGUUACCAGGGAUACAAGAUGCCCACGAGUCGCUGCGUGUAUUUAAUACUGGCGGGGAUUGCCAACGGUGUCAAAGAAAUGUGGAUCUCUCAGCAACCCUUCCUGUCUUUCAACUAUGUAUGGCAGUACACACCCACGUUUGCCUGGUUUAUCACAAAGAUCCUGAGCAAGAAAAGGGUGCAGAAUUUCAAAUUGGGUGUGGAUGCAGACUCUGCCUACUUCACCAAGCCUAAAACACUGUAAAAGUGGCUUCCGGAUGGCACUUAUCGACAUCUUCUUACAAGACUUUUUAUUAUGUACAUAUAGACAUAUAAAAAUGAACAAUAUGUACAAGAAUAUGAGCAAUCAAAAUUGUUGAACUAUUAUUUUGAACGUUGUAAACAAGAGAACUGUAAACAAACAAAUUGCACUGAACAGCAAGACAUAUCCAAGGCACAUCCUUGAUAUCUUAACAAAAUAAAUGAUUUUUUUUUUCCCUUUUUGAACAGACGGGGAUUUUGAAUGUUGUAACAAAAACUGGGCUUUUUAUAAUCAAUAACUGUUAAUAACGUGUUUCUGCUCAAUCUAGCCCACAAUCCACCUGUAUUGGAAAUGUACCAUGUAGCUAUCUAACUCGCUGAUGUGAUAAAACGACAUAAUUUUGCAACUCGAUGCCUUUUCUUUUGUAUUGGACUAAAGCACCAUAAUAAAUGAAUGCAAA
Messenger RNA from Corythoichthys intestinalis (scribbled pipefish), 1540 nucleotides. It is a transcript of the gene dhrs7, whose product is annotated as dehydrogenase/reductase (SDR family) member 7. The record is from RefSeq and is a predicted model, not a curated record. Lineage: Eukaryota; Metazoa; Chordata; Actinopteri; Syngnathiformes; Syngnathidae. Gene Ontology annotation, molecular function: oxidoreductase activity. The transcript is spliced from 7 exons. Bases 73 to 1083 code for a protein of 336 amino acids.